Messenger RNA from Aethina tumida (small hive beetle), 2172 nucleotides. Its product is annotated as pentatricopeptide repeat-containing protein 1, mitochondrial. The record is from RefSeq and is a predicted model, not a curated record. Gene Ontology annotation, molecular function: protein binding; tRNA binding. Bases 18 to 2075 code for a protein of 685 amino acids. The transcript is spliced from 4 exons. NCBI's taxonomy places the organism in Eukaryota, Metazoa, Arthropoda, Insecta, Coleoptera, Nitidulidae. Gene Ontology annotation, biological process: tRNA 3'-end processing. Gene Ontology annotation, cellular component: mitochondrial matrix.
GGUUAUUUUAAAUAACCAUGUUGAAAUUCCGAAUUUUGAAAAACAUCACAGCCGCCCAUAUACAAAAAACAAUUUACCAAAUUUCAAACGAUGGCUUUUCUAUUUUUAGCCAGCCAAAUAUUUCGUAUUCUAAACUUGAUUAUGUCAGAAGAAUACAUUCUCAAACCGCACAUAAAAUUUAUCCUACGCAAAAAUUAAAUGCCGAUCAAAUUGGAGAGAAAUUGUCGGAGAAAGAAUUCGUUGCCCAGUUAAAAAAUGAUCCAGACUUAUUUGGUCCGAGAGAUGAAGAGCAGGAGGUUGAGGAUCUUGGUGACAUAGCUGAGGAAAAAUUUUUCACUGAACAAGUGCCUGCCUCGCAAAAAUUAAGGACUAAACAAUAUGCUGACAUGAUUAAAAAGUUUAUAAGAAAGAGGAAAAUUAAAGAAGCAAUUGAUGUACUUGAAGUGAGGAUGAUCAAAGAAGAUCGAGUUAAGCCAGAAAAUUAUAUAUAUAAUCUCAUAUUGGGUGGUUGUGGUAGAGUAGGAUACACUAAAAAAGCAUUUAUGCUAUACAAUGACAUGAAAAAAAGGGGGCUUAAAGUAACAGGAGGAACAUACACUGCUUUAUUUAAUGCAUGUGCAAAUAGUCCAUGGCCCUUAACUGAUGGUUUAACAAGAGCAAAACAUUUAAGAGAGAUAAUGAUUGAAAAACAGUAUGAUCCUAAUGUAACAAAUUAUAAUGCAAUGAUAAAAGCUUUUGGAAGAUGUGGUGAUUUACAAACAGCAUUUUCCUUGGUUGAUGAAAUGAUCACUAAACGAAUGCCCUUGAAGGAUGAUACCUUUAACUUUUUACUACAAGCAUGUAUUACAGAUAAAGAAGCAGGCUUUAGACAUGCACUUCUUAUUUGGAGGAAAAUGGUUACAAAAAGAAUUGCUCCCAGCACUUACACUUACAACAUGAUCCUUAGGUGCAUCAGGGAUUGUGGAUUGGGAGAUUUAGAGGCAACCACAGAUGUAAUUAAGAAAAUCACAAAUAAUUCUAAAAACAACCAAAAGCAGCUUGAAGGAAAUACUGUUAAACAAUUAGAAACAAAUAAUUCCUCUUAUAAUGAAACUGAUGAUAUUCAAAGGCUUGCUGAUAAAAGUAUUCAAUCAACUAACAGUGAAACAGAUGAUAUAAUUCUGACUGAAAAUGAAACAAAUGCACCAAUUCUGUCUGAGAAUGAUACAUCAAAUAUAAGAUCUAUUACAAAUUUAAGACCAAACUUAAUGGCAGAUGUGCCUUACCUUGGAAACAUAAUAUCUUUAACAGAAGUAACUAAACCUGAAGAUCGUUUACUAUUAGUUGGGGGUUCUGUUGGCUUCUUAGAAAACAUGGAAAAACAUAAUUGUACACCAGAUAUUAAAACAUUCACACAACUACUGGAUUCAAUUCCAGGCACUUUAGCUGCAGAAAAAGAAUUGCUAUCCAUUAUGAAAAAGAAGAAAGUUAAACCAGACAUAGACUUUUACAACAUGUUAAUUAAGAAAAGGAGUAUGAGAGGAGACUAUGAUGAUGCUCAGGAUGUUUUGAAAUUAAUUAGAAAAAUUAACUACUAUCCAGACUUGAUUACAUAUGGUGUAUUAUCUUUAGGUUGUAAAAAUAAGGAAGAUGCACUAAACUUAAUUGAGUCAAUGAAAAAUGAUGGUUUUAGGAUAAAUGCUGAAAUCCUUGGAGCUAUGUUACAACAGGCUUGCUACCACUUUAAUUACAGUUAUAUUUUAGAAAUAAUGGACAUAUGUAUCAGAGAAGAUGUUCAGCCAAACAAAAAGUUUUUAAGUCAUUUGACCAAGUUUUAUAAUCAUGUAAAACAACAAUCUAAUGAUAAGACCUUAACUAGUGUCCAAGAAAAGAAAUAUAGAUCUUUUAAAGCAAAAUAUAAAGCUUGGUUAACUCAAAUAAAAAUAGAUGAUACUGAAGAUGCCCACCCCUGGAAGCAAUUUAGGCAAAAUACCAUUGGAAAUGAAAAAUACAUAAAACCUAAAGAUACAGCAAGGUUUAAGCAACAACAUACAUCAUUAUUUAAAGUUAAAACAUCUCCUAAACACGCAAAAUAAAUCUGUGAUAAAAAUCUUUUAAUAAAUUUUUUGUUACACAAACUGUUUUUCAUUGUCAAAUUGAAGGUAAGGAAAAUAAAAGACUUUUUGUUUAAAA